ACCGAAGGAAGCCAGGCGAUUCUCCGAGCAGCCAGAGCGGGAAAUCUGCAAAAAUUACUGGAGGCAAUUGACCUGGCUGGCGUCAACAUAAAUAGUUCGAAUGCGGUUGCAUGUUUUUCCGAGUACUACGCCAAUUCGGAGGUGUCCUGCCUUGGACUUGGGAACGGUCUUACCGCCCUGCACCUGGCCUCCAAGGAAGGCCACACGGAGAUAGUUCGUGAACUCCUGCUUCGCGGCGUGGACGUCAACCGACCCACAAAAAAAGGCAAUACUGCGCUUCAUAUCGCGAGCUUGGCAAGCCAAUUUGAAGUAGUGAAGUUGCUACUGGAACACGGUGCCGACGUGAAUGUCCAAUCGCAGACUGUCCUUAUACCCUCUCAUACUUUCCGUUUCAUCGCCCCCUCCUUUCCGCAGAAUGGUUUCACUCCGCUGUACAUGGCAGCCCAGGAGAAUAAUUUAGAGGUUCUGACUCUGCUGUUGGCCAAUGGAGCUAAUCCAGGCAUUACUACUGACGACGGCUUCACGCCCCUCGCCGUGGCCAUCCAACAGGGUCACGAGCGCGUUGUGGCUGUCUUGCUGGAGAGCGAUGCUAGAGGCAAGGUCUGUCUGCCCGCCCUUCACAUUGCCGCCAAAAAAGACGAUGUCAAGGCCGCCAGCCUGCUGUUGAAUGGAGAUGUGAAUGUGGACCACCAAUCAGCUUAUAUUCUCGGCUCAAAUAGCCUGGGAGUUGAAGCAGAGUCCACAAAAAUCGAGCGUACACCGGCUGAACAGAAUAAUUUUUUCGCAAGCAGCAAUUAA
Molecule: messenger RNA, 798 nt
Organism: Dibothriocephalus latus
Lineage: Eukaryota; Metazoa; Platyhelminthes; Cestoda; Diphyllobothriidea; Diphyllobothriidae
Source: the annotation of a GenBank genome assembly